This is a messenger RNA of Tachysurus vachellii, 1589 nucleotides long. RefSeq names its product retinal outer segment membrane protein 1b (gene rom1b). Bases 306 to 1373 code for a protein of 355 amino acids. The transcript has 6 exons. Gene Ontology annotation, biological process: visual perception. Lineage: Eukaryota; Metazoa; Chordata; Actinopteri; Siluriformes; Bagridae. The record is from RefSeq and is a predicted model, not a curated record. Gene Ontology annotation, cellular component: membrane.
UCCAUUCUCAUCACUUCUGCCUUGCAUAAGUAUACCUCUGAUCCAAAAUGUACCUCAUUUAUCUCUUCCUCCUUCCCUCUGGCUUUGCAGAUCAAGGGCAGGUUUAUUUAGAGGACAAUGGUCUGAAUUGCUGUUGGCUAUUCUAAUUGGUCAGUUUAAUAGGAUCAGCUCUGUGCAGAAGAGAUUAUGACACCCAAGGCAUAAUUCUUCAUAUCAUAUUCCUGAGUCCUCAUCAAAAUGGCUGCAGAACUGUAGAAAGUGCUGUUUUCAGCCCUAAGUGAAGGACACUAAACAAUCUUUGAAGUAUGUCACUCCUCAAGAUGAAAUUUCCCUUCCAGAAGAGGGUACGUUUGGCCCAGGGACUUUGGCUGCUGUCAUGGGUUGCUAUGGUCUCUGGUGCCAUCACCUUUGCCAUGGGAGUCUUCCUCAAAACUGAACUUUUCCGCAGGGAUGAGGUGAUGCACAACAAUGACAUCCAUAUUGUGCCCAACCUGCUCAUAGUCGUGGGGUUGAUGUCUGUGGGCAUCAACAUCUGUGCUGGUAAAGUGUGUCAGGACUCUCUGGAUGCCUCGCGGUUCCCGCGCUGGAAAAACAUCCUCACUCCUUUCUUCUGCCUCUCUCUCUUCUUUACUUCUCUCCUGCUGGUUGCUAUGACACUGAGCUAUGCCCUGCAGCCCAGCCUGGAGGAGUCUCUUAAAGUGGGAUUGAAGAAUGGCAUCCGUUUCUAUAAGGACACAGACACUCCAGGCCGGUGCUUCCAGAAGGAGACCAUUGACCGUCUGCAGAUAGAGUUCCAGUGCUGUGGGAACACUAAUUACAGGGACUGGUUUGAAGUGCAGUGGGUCAACAACCGCUACCUGGAUUUCACUUCAAAAGAAGUGAAAGACCGUGUAAAGAGUAACGUGGAUGGCCGUUUCCUAGUAGAUGGAGUCCCUUUCAGCUGCUGUAAUCCAGCUUCCCCCAGACCAUGCAUCCAGUACCAGCUCUUAGACAACACAGCUCAUUACAACUACGAGUAUCAAAGUGAGGAGCUGAAUCUCUAUAACCGUGGCUGCCGUCAGGCUCUGGUUAACUACUACAUGGGUCUGAUGAACUCGAUUGGGCCUGGAGUACUGUGUGUAUUUCUAAUUCAGAUGACCGUGUUGACUGGACUGCGCUACCUUCAGACCUCCAUGGCAGCUGUGGAAGGACAGGAGAAUGUGGAGAUCGAGACAGAAGGCUACAUCCUGGAGAAAGGCAUGAAGGAGACAGCCAAAGAGUUCAAGGAGAAGGUGAUGAAGUUGUUUCAGCAAGGUCAGGUGGAAGCUGCCGCUCCAGCAGCUGAACCAGAGGCAACAGCGUCAGCAGAGAAAUCAGACACGGGCUCCAGUUAAAGGAAGCGAUUUAGACCAUUAGUAACUUUAAACCCUGACAAUAUUCUUCUGUUCUUCUUUUAAAUUUACAGUUACUUUAAAAAUUCACAUAACUGUGGAACAUCAAGGGAACCACAAUGCAUGCUGUUUGUAGGCCAUCAUUUCUGCUUUAUGCAUGUAAAGAUAUAUCAGUAUAGAAAAAUGCAUGAGCCAAAUAAAGAUAUGAGUUUGUAUCUG